Ornithodoros turicata is the source of this 2532-nucleotide messenger RNA. RefSeq lists its product as uncharacterized. Bases 1 to 2532 code for a protein of 843 amino acids. The record is from RefSeq and is a predicted model, not a curated record. Lineage: Eukaryota; Metazoa; Arthropoda; Arachnida; Ixodida; Argasidae. The transcript is spliced from 2 exons. Gene Ontology annotation, molecular function: nucleic acid binding; zinc ion binding.
AUGGAAAAGCCCCAGCUCCUCAAGAAGAGAAAAGUGUUGCGCACACAGGUAACAACCCUCGUUCAUGACAUCGAACAGCGUAUAGCAACAACCGACUGCUACCUUACCGAUUUGAAGGAACGUUUAGAGCGUCUCAACAACGUCAACGCUCUUCUUAAGGACGUAGACUCCCAAAUCGAAUCUUUAUUAACAGAGGAGGAGUUUGAAGAAGAGCGAAUGAGUCAUUGCUACUCAAGACAAACGCUUCAGCGACUGUACAAAAACGCAGAACAUUAUGAUUCAACCGAUCGCACGUCUGAGACGAGUCGAGAAGAUGUCCAACCAUCACAAGCCAACAAUGCACGACGUACGGAAUACGGUGCUGUACGACUUCCUAAACUGGAGUUAAUGGAGUUUGACGGAAGACGACACAGAUGGCAACAGUUCUGGAGACAGUUCCAGUCUACGAUACAUGAAAACCGCAGUUUGUCCAAUGCGGACAAGAUGAAUUACCUGAUGGCGGCAUUACAAGGCGAGGCCGCAAACGCAGUGCAAGGGUUGCAAUUAACGUCGGGUACUUACGACACUGCAAUCAGCAUAUUACGUGAGCGGUUUGGCAAUGACCAUCUCAUGAUACAGGAGCAUUUACAGAAACUUGCCGAUAUAGAACCUGUACGAUCAAGUCGUCAAGUAUAUCUACUACGCAAGUUACAUGAUACGAUCCAGGCUCAUAUCAGAGGACUGCAGGGCCUUGGAACAACGAUGGAGUCAUACUGCUCUAUGGUAUACCCAGUACUGCUCAGAGCACUUCCGAACGACAUGGCGCUGCAGUUCCACAGAAGGAUCGACGAUAAUGUCACGCGAACACAAAGCAUUGCUGGAGAAUCGUCGACAUCCACAGCUGCUUCGUAUCAUAAAGAAGUUCGCCAGUUACUCAUCACCUAUCUCGGGAAUGAGGUCAGAUAUCGCGAGGAGCUCAAUCCGCGAACUUCCGACCAUGCCGCAAUCGCAAUGCAGAAGCAGUCGAAAGAGAAUAAUUACAAUAGAACUAGUAGGCAAACGGAAGCUCCCGUAACAACAUUGCACAGCGUGACCAAGCAUGGAAAACGACAGUCAUGCGUCUUUUGCAACGAUACAGAGCAUAACACUACAAAAUGUACUAGCUGCAAGUCGCUAGAUGAGAAGAAGAGAACGCUGGCAAUGCGGCAUCUAUGCUUUAGAUGCACGAAGCCCAAUCACUUUGCAAAGCAGUGCAGAAGUAAUCCAAGAUGCGCAACAUGUUCCGGACGCCACGCAUCCAGCAUGUGUGAUCCUGAAUCCUGCGAAAAAAGUCACACGCUGCAUCACAAACCGCGGCACAGGUUACCCUUAAAAGUACUGUCGCUGAGACAACUCAUCGUACCGUAUUAUUGCAAACUGCGACAGCUCUGGCUAGAAGAAAGGUCAGUACGACUGAUAUUCGAUGGCUGCAGUCAAAGAACAUUUAUUAACAGAAGCUUAUACGAACAGAAGCUUAUCAAGAAAAUACAAACAGAAAGGGUCUCUAUCGGAUCUUUUGGUAGCCAAGCGAGCCGCUCACAGCUACUUUCACUUGAGGAAUACAUCUGCGGAUACAUCUGCGGACAUGCAACAGAGAGUCAUUGCAUUAGUAGUCGAACAGAUCUGCGCCCAGAAUCUAGAAGCACCAAUAACAGUACUCCACGACGAGAUGCAGGAGCAUGGUCUUGUAAUGGCAGAUUCGUCGACAGCCAUCAAGGUGAACAGGUUGCUAUACUGAUCGGAGCAGACUAUUACUGGGCAUUCGCCACCGAAAGAACCCACAAAUUGCAAAAUGGAGUGCAAGCCGUGGAAACAACGCUGGGCUGGACUCUGCAAGGCCCUUACGCUCACACGAGCGCAUUGCAUUCGACCACCUGCAAUAACAUCACGGUGCUCCGACUGGACACACUCUCGAAAGUGGAGAUAACAAGAAUGAUGGACCAAAUAUGGAUUCUCGAGGGAGUCGGUAUUCAAAAGCACGAGAUAGAAAAAAUGCAUCCUGUAAUGGAAAAUUUCGAACGAACAAUUGAAUACAAAGGAGGCAGAUGCGUGGCUGCUCUACCGUGGAAAGAGGAAGUCUCAAUGGAAGACAACAAAGGUAUCGCAUUGAGACGGCUCUCACAGGUUACCAGGAGACUCAUGAAACCUUCGCAAUCGAUGACAGACUACGAUACUGCAAUUCGCGAAUAUAUCGAGUCUGGCGUCGCAGAGAGGGUUAUAGAAUCUACUGGAACUGCAAAUAAGACAGGACAUACUUAUUACAUGCCACACCACGCAGUGGUAAAGGAAGACUGUAUAACGACUAAAAUAAUGAUCGUCUUCGAUGCCCCGGCGCAUGAAGCUUUCACCAAGUCAUUGAACGAAAACUUGCACGCUGGUCCAAACCUCAACCCGGACAUAAUGACGGUGAUAUUAAACUUCAGGCUAUACCCAAUGGCAUUGAUCAGCGACGUACAAAAGGCGUUCCUCCAAAUGGUACGAAACGACACCCAGGCAAGGGGAACCAAUGCUUAG